AUGAAAUUCUUCUACAAAUCGGAGGAUGAAGAUUUAAAAUUUAUAUGUUCUAUUAUAAAUAAGAAUAUAUUAAUGGAAUUAGCUGAUGAAACUUAUUUAGUUAAAGAUAACAUUAAAUAUGAAGGAGAUGAUUUAGUUAUAUUCUUAUUUGAAUGUGUUAAUAUUAAAGCAGAAAAGCGCUGA
This is a messenger RNA of Hepatospora eriocheir, 183 nucleotides long. The record is from the annotation of a GenBank genome assembly. Lineage: Eukaryota; Fungi; Microsporidia; Hepatosporidae.